GCAAAAUUCUCCACAAAAGAGAAAAAUGGAAGAAGAAAAAAAAGGAAGAAGAAGGACCCAAAUUUCCAUUUUGCCACUACACGUUUCUCCUGUUCACUUGCCAAAUAAAUUGCCUCCCCUCUAUUUAUACACCCUUCUCUUCCAAUCCCCCUCCCAAACCCUCAGAACUGAAAUCCUCCCCCAAAAACAAAAACAAAGUCAAAAUCCCAAUUCUUCCUUACUUCAAAUUCCUCAAACAGUACUCCUAAAAUCAUCGUCACCAUGUCUCUCGAUACUGCCAGGACCGCCGUUGGCAUCAUCGGGAACGUCAUCUCACUCUGCUUGUUCCUCUCGCCGGUGUAAGUCCGCCGAAAAACAUGCAAUUCGGCCACCGAACUUAACAUGUAUUGCCGGUUUGGCCCCCUAACUUCGAGAAAUUAAAUUAUUUUUUUCUCAUGCAGGCCAACAUUCGUCCAAAUAUGGAAGAAGAAGUCGGUGGAGCAGUUCAAACCCGACCCGUACCUGGCGACCCUGCUCAACUGCAUGGCGUGGGUGGUGUACGGCCUCCCCGUGGUCCACCCGAACAGCACCCUCGUCCUCACCAUCAACGGCGGCGGCACCGUCAUCCAGCUCGUCUACAUCGCCGUCUACCUCACCUACUCCGACCGCAAGAGGCGCGUCAAGGUCCUCUCCCUCGUCCUCCUCGAGGUCGCCUUCGUCGUCCUCCUCCUCGUCCUCGUCGUCUCCCUCGUCCACGAGCUCCACAAGCGCGCCGCCAUCGUCGGCGUCCUCUGCGUCGUCUUCUGCACCAUGAUCUACGUCGCCCCUCUCUCCGUCAUGGUAAAAAUGGUGAUAAAGACGAGGAGCGUGGAGUACAUGCCGUUUUACCUGUCCCUGGCGUCAUUAGGGAACGGUGCUUGCUGGACUGCUUAUGCAUUAAUCCGGAUCGACUUGUUCAUCAUUAUUCCGAACGGGAUAGGGGUGGUGCUGGCGAUGGUGCAGCUGAUCCUGUACGGCGCGUUCUACAAAUCGACGCAGAGGCAGAUUGCGGAGAGGAAGGCCGGGGAGAAGGGUAGAGAGGUAAAUUUGGCGCAGGUGGUCGUGGACAGAGAAGAAGACGGAGCUGGCAAGAAGAAGGCAGGCAAUGGUGGGGCUAUGUGAUGAAGCUGUUGAACCUGGUAGCUAGCUAGGGCUAGAGAUGGAUUAUGAUCAGUUAAUGGAGUUUGGAGUGUUGUUUAUUAAUUACUGAACCGUAUCAUGGCAUAUUAUAAGAACAUAAAAACGGCUCUGCUCUGGGAAUUAAGGAAACAGAUUUAAGUCCUCAAUUAAUGGAGCUAGCUAGCUGGCUGGGUGGGUGGCAGUAGUGGAUGGACCAGCUUCUAUAAUCUGUGUUUGUGUUAAUUGGAAUUUGUUUUGUUCAGAAUGGGAAGUUAAUUAUUGGGAAAGUGAAGGGAAAGGAUUCAUUUCCAGUGGUCCAGAAUGGGGGUUUCUUUCUUUGGGCGCGCGGUUCAUUGUUUCUUUAAUUAGCUGCAAUUCAAUUGUGUUUCUGAGACUGAGGAACACGUGGGAUUGAGGAUGUUGGUUGGGUUGAUGAGUUAAGGUAAUUAUUAUGGCUGUCAAAGGUUAUUCACUGUGCUGAUGUUCAUUGAGUAGAGGGGAAUAGGGAUGGCAAAAAUAAUUCAUUGGUAUCCAAUUGAAUUCGAAAGAGAAAAUUUAUUUUAUUGAUAUUUUUUUGGAUGGAUUUUUUUCCAAACCCGAUAAAAAAGGGCAAUGUAAUUUUGAUAUUUCAAGACCCAUUAUACUUUAACAAUUCGUUUAUCCAUA
This is a messenger RNA of Linum tenue, 1803 nucleotides long. NCBI's taxonomy places the organism in Eukaryota, Viridiplantae, Streptophyta, Magnoliopsida, Malpighiales, Linaceae. The record is from the annotation of a GenBank genome assembly.